Molecule: messenger RNA, 2585 nt
Organism: Scleropages formosus (Asian bonytongue)
Lineage: Eukaryota; Metazoa; Chordata; Actinopteri; Osteoglossiformes; Osteoglossidae
Gene: atp1b4
Product: ATPase Na+/K+ transporting subunit beta 4
Exons: 9
Coding region: 222-1262 (346 amino acids)
Biological process (GO): sodium ion transport; regulation of DNA-templated transcription; potassium ion transport
Cellular component (GO): nuclear inner membrane; sodium:potassium-exchanging ATPase complex
Source: RefSeq, a predicted model, not a curated record
CCCAGAUUCGUGGUAAAACAGGACCUCUGUCACUACAAUGUCCGCUUAGCUGAGAAGAAGAAGCAAGUGCCAGUGCGCUCCUCCAUCCAGCUCCUUUCCCAUGAGACAAGAACAUCUUUCCUGACCGAUUUGCAACUUGUUUUCACGCGGCUCAAGUGGGAUUCACGUCGCGCGGCAUAUUCUCAUUUCUGCUGCUUUCCGCGGAAACACACUCGAGGACCAUGGAGGCCAAUUCGACGGCGGACGGCGCUGAGGAGCAGCUCCGCGAAAACUACCUUCCCAACGCGGCCGGAGAGGGUGAGCCCAGGCGUGAGAUGGAGCUGGUGGAGGCCUUGCCGGAUGAGGAGGAAGAGGUGGAACACCAGCCGCUGGAGGCCGAGGACCUGAACUUUGAGAAGUGGAAGCCCAAGCCCAAGCCUAAAAAGACAUUCAAGCAGAAGAUGGCGGAACUCAAGAAAUACGUGUGGAACCCAGAAACAAGGGAGUUCAUGGGUCGCUCUGGCAAGAGCUGGAGCCUCAUCCUGCUCUUCUACUCGGUGCUCUACGCUUUCCUGGCCGCCAUGUUUGCAGCUUGCAUGUGGGCGCUGAUGUGGUCCAUCAACCCCUAUGCCCCCACGUACAACGACAGGGUAAUGCCGCCAGGAAUGAUGAUGUUGCCACGCAGCUAUAAUGGAUUUGACAUCUCCUUCAAUGCCUCUGACGUCAGCUCCUGGAUCAAGUAUGUGGAGACCUUGCAGGAGUACCUAAAACCAUACGACGAUGCCUUGCAGGAGCAGCAGAACGUCUACUGCACAAAGGAGGGGUACUAUAUGCAGGAGGAAGAGAAGGAGAGUGCGCAGCGGAGAGCAUGCCAGUUCAAACGGUCCUGGCUGAAGGACUGCUCAGGGCUUCAGGACCCUGACUUUGGCUAUUCUCAGGGAAAGCCAUGUGUCCUGCUCAAGAUGAACCGGAUUCUUGGAUAUUUACCGGGCCAAGGCACACCAGUGUACGUCACUUGUACGGUAAAGAAAGGAGAACAAAAGAACAUUGGAAUUAUGGAAUUCUAUCCCAGUAAUGUGUUCAAGCUGAUGUACUACCCCUAUUAUGGGAAACUGAGACACGUGAACUACACCAACCCCCUGGUGGCGGUGCGCUUCAGUGAGGUGCAGCUCGACACGCAGAUCAGCGUACAGUGCAAACUCCAUGGCAAGGGCAUCAUCAAUGACUCGCCCACUGACCGCUUUCUUGGCAGCGUCUCCUUCACGCUUUUGGUUGGCGCGUAGGCCGGGGGCCUUCUCAAGCCACGGGCUGCCACCGCUACGGACGGGGCCUGCUCACAUUGAAGAGCAACGGGUAGCUGAAGAGCCCAUACCGUUCAGAGCCGAUUGCAAAAGGAAGACUGUAGAACAGGCCUUCUACACGUUCGAUUUCACCCAACCUCGUGCCUUAUGCAAGUGUUUUUAACCCCCCAAUCAUACAGUUGCAGCUGUGCCUUGAGUUAAAGUGUACCAUUUUGUAACAAAGCAUAGAAAUACAUGUCAUUAAUUCAGGAAAAACUAACAUUUGCUUAUUUGAUAAAGGAGAAAAAGUAGACCUUGCAACCAUUAUGUAAAUCAUGCUCUUCAGUAGUUAAUGCCCACUCCCCCCCAAAAAACAGACAUGAAGCUUCAGGAUAUAUUAAAAAGUCCACACCACCCGCAUUUAAGAAAUUAAAGUCUUAGCUCCCCUUCAUUCAUUGACAAUUUCUACUUUUUUUAUAAAGUAUUUCCUAUAAUUUUAACCCCACUUACAGGGAAAUGUGUGGGAUACUAGGUAGUGAUAAGUGGUCUUAAAUAGCUCUUCAGUUCCUUUGUUCAAAAAUUGGUAUUACUGUACAUCAACACAUCUAAUAUUUCUCCACUUUCAUUUACCAGCAGCCAGAGGGGGAACAAACCCAUCUGGUGUCAACCUGCUGUUUGUAAAAGUUAGAUAUUUGCUGAUUUCCUGUGGUUUAUUAUUUUAGGAUCACAAUAGUUGCAGCAAUUAUAUUUCAUUCUAUACUACUAAAAUAUGUUCAACAAAAUGGGUUUUUGUGUGCAGUAAAGGUUUUCCAUAUGAUCAGAAUGUAGGUGUAGCUUUACUGUAUUGUGUAAAAGGCAUCAAUGCACUGCUGGUGUAAUUAUAAGCAAUGUGUUCACAAAUGUUUCAGUUUCAAGUUAAAUGUACAUUUUACAAUUUAUUUCAAACCUAGUUUUACAAUAAAUGUAUCAAGCCCCCUCCCAGUUAAAAUGUAUUGCCUGAAUUGGAAAAACAAUGCUUGCCGGAACACUAGUAGGUUUAAAAUACCUCCUGUGGUCAGUUAAAACUGUAUUUUUAUGUUUUACCCAAACAUUAAGGAAUUUAUUGUAAUUAAAUAUUUAACUUUACUUACAUUUUCAGAUCCAUUGAAAAUGAAUGUUGAUGUGGCAUUAAGUGUUAAUUAUGUUAAAGAGACUAUGGUUUUAAAACUGUUUGGAUAUUUAUCCAGUUCAGUGCAUAUGUAGACAUUCUAUGUGGAAUAGUCUGGUAAAUUGUCUGAUGGUGCAGCAAUUCAAAUAAACACAUGAAACUAAAUUGACUAAUUUAAA